UUUGUGACAACAUUGGUGUUAGUAAAGAGGCACGCAUUUUCGAGUUAUUUGCUGGAGUGUGUGAAUUGAGUGCCAGUAAGCUGCUGAAUUAGUGGAGAGUGAGGUUAACUAGUUCCAAAAACGGUACAGCGAGAAAAUAAAGUUGAAGCGGCAAAAUGUCGGUGAUUGGUAUUGAUUUUGGCAACGAAUCCUGCUAUGUAGCGGUUGCGAAAGCAGGUGGCAUUGAAACUAUUGCUAAUGAUUACAGCUUACGCGCUACACCAUCAUUCGUAGCGUUUGCUGGGCGUAACCGUGUGCUUGGAGUUGCUGCCAAAAAUCAACAAGUCACAAAUAUGAACAACACGAUUGGCAACUUCAAGCGUUUUCUUGGGCGCAAAUUCGAGGAUCCGCAUGUCCAGGAAGAAUUACACAUGAUACCUUAUCACGUAGAGGCUUUGCCAGAUGGAGGCAUAGGUGUACGGGUGAAUUAUUUAGAUGAAGAACAUGUCUUCACGCCGGAGCAGAUCACGGCCAUGUUAUUCACUAAGCUAAAAGAGGAUGCAUUCAAAGAACUAAAGGCACAAAUCAAUGAUUGCGUUAUCUCUGUGCCUUCAUACUUUACAAAUGCUGAACGUCAAGCGCUCUUGGAUGCAGCCAAUAUAUCGGGUUUGAAUGUUUUACGUCUCAUCAAUGAGACUACGGCCACGGCACUCAGCUACGGAUUCUACAAGCAAGAUUUACCAGCUCCGGAAGAAAAGCCUCGUAACGUCAUAUUCGUCGAUUGUGGUCAUGCAUCAUUGCAGGUGUCAGCGUGUGCGUUUCACAAAGGGAAACUAAAAAUGUUGGCCAGUUGUUCUGAUUCCGUCGGAGGUCGCGAUUUUGAUUUAGUUCUAGCUACUCAUUUCAGUAAGGAGUUUCAGAUCAAGUAUAAGAUUGAUGCGUCUUCCAAAAAGAGAUCAUUUUUACGCUUGAUGACGGAGGUAGAGAAGCUCAAGAAAAACAUGUCAGCUAAUAGCACCAAAUUGCCGCUGAACAUCGAAUGUUUCAUGAAUGAAAUUGAUGUCCAUUCGUCUAUGCAACGCUCGGAGUUCGAAGAGCUUUCUAGCUCGUUGUUCAAGCGUAUUGAGACUACGAUGCGCAAACUUCUCACGGAUUCAAAACUUACACUGGAUGAAAUACACUCUGUGGAAAUAGUUGGUGGAAGUAGUCGCAUUCCAUCCAUCAAGCAAUUAAUUGAGCAGAUCUUUGGGAAGUCUGCCAGCACAACACUUAACCAGGACGAAGCUGUCUCUCGUGGAGCAGCACUUCAAUGUGCGAUCUUGUCGCCAGCUGUGCGCGUUCGCGAAUUCAGUUGUGCGGAUGUGCAAGCCUACCCAGUGUUAAUUUCUUGGACAGACUCAGAUGGGCCACAUGAAAUGAAAGCAUUCGAGCAGUAUCACGCUGCACCGUUUUCUCGAUUGCUGAAUGUACACCGCAAGGAUUCGAUGACUGUCAAUGUACAUUACGAAGCGGGCAGCGUGCCAUAUCCGGAUCCAUUUAUCGGUACGUUUCAAGUGAAUGGUAUACGGCCGGAUGCAAAUGGAGAGGCACAGGAGGUAAAAGUGAAGCUUCGCAUCGACCACAAUGGCAUUAUAUUGAUUCCAAAUGCGACUAUGUAUGAGCGUAGUGAAAGUGAAGAACCAAGAUCUCCGUCACCAACUACGAAUGGCGAUCAAAAGAGUGGCGAUGCUGCCCAAAAUCAGGCAUCACCCCAAGUUGAAGAAUGUGGAAAAGCUGAAGAACCUAUGGAUACACAAGAAGAUAGCGAUGAUGAGCAUCCUAAAAAGAACGCAAAACCCAACGAAAGUGGUGGAGAGGGUUGGACGCAACGUGUCACCAGAUGGUUCACAUCGGAUAAAAAGAAAAAAGUUACAACGAAGCAAGUGAAACUAACAAUUGACCCUAAAACUCACGGCUUCGAGAAAGCUGAUUUGUUAAAAUUCUUCGAAGAAGAAAUGAAAAUGAUUGCCAAUGAUCGCCAAGAAAAAGAGCGAAUUGAUGCUAGAAACGCUCUUGAAGAACAGGUAUAUGAGGUACGUGAAAAGAUUCAGGAAGGCGGGACACUUCACGCAUAUAUCGAACCGCAAGAUGCCUCUGCUAUUUGUCGGGAGCUGGAGGAAAUAGAAAAUUGGCUCUAUGAAGAAGGCGAAACUUGUGAAAAAAGUGUAUAUAAGGAGCGUUUAGAAAAAAUGCGCGCUAAUAUUGCACCGGUACAUAGCCGUUGGGAAGAGUACAGCAACCACGAGCAGGCAUUUACUGAGCUGGGCCACGCGAUUCAGCAGACUUUAAAAGCAGUAGAACAGUAUCGAGCUAAAGAGCCCAAGUUUGAUCAUCUUACUGAAACCGAAAUAAUAAACAUUACAGAAGCAGCCCAAAAAGCACAGAAUUGGUACGAAGGUGCUAGAUCAAAGUUAGUUGGUAUUAACAAAACUCAAGAUCCUCCCGUGAAACUGGCUGACAUCCGUCACGAAACACAAACGCUUACAACAUGCACAAACUCUGUCUUAAACCGACCGAAACCGAAGCCACCAACGCCGCCAGUUGAUCCAAAUCAACAGCAUGGGCAGUCUUCUUCAGGCUCUGCUGAACAAGAAGUACAACAAAACUCAUCAAAUGCCCAGCAAGAAAACAAUUCCCCUAAACCAACGACAGAAGAUUCAAUGGAUGUAGAAUAAUAUGCACACUUAAACACUCAUCUUAACAAAAGCUCGUAGCACGUCCAAAAUGCUUGCUUCAUUUAAUCUUUAUUUCAGCUCAUAAAGUUGUCACUUUCGUGCAUUCUCCUUUACAUCAAUAGUGUUAGUAGUACAGAUGCUACAUUUGCAGUGGUUAAACUAAUUGCAGUGGAUAACUUAUGUUUAAUGAAAUUACACUCAUAUAGAGUGAAUAUCUUAUUCAUCUUUAAAUAACUAAAAAACGAUCACUAACUCAAAAAUAUGUUGAAAUUUGGUGUUUUUUUAUUAUUUUGAAUAUGAAAAAACAGUAAUUUCAAUAAACAUAAAACAUGAACAUCAUGGUCUUGCAAUUAUAUUGUAAAUCGAUGGAUUUUGUUAUGAAAUGCAUAUUGAAUUAUUAAGCCCAACUUAGUAAUCAUUGAAAAAGUGUGUUUUGAGGUGUAAAUUGUAUUGUCUUUCUUACCGUCGAUUUAAGACAUCCCACACUAGCGAACAUCAGCGUACAAAACGAACAACGUUCAAAAUGUGUUGCAUUAAACUGCUAUGGUUCUACUUCUUGUAAUAUUUAACGGCCAUUGUAACAGUUUUACGUUUCAAAACAUUAAACGGCAAAAACUUCCUUCAUAGUUUCAACUCAAUUAAUCCAAUUGGUUUAUAUUGUAUUAAAUGUGUUAAUAAAACAGAUGCACGGAUAUAUGCAGCAAAAUAUCUGUAUGAAUAUCAUUGAUACACUUACAUUGCGGAAAAACGAUCUUCAUUUGGCCGUCAUAUUCUGCGAUAUUAAAUAUACAAAAUGGAGUAUAGCAUUCAACUAUGAGGCGUCAUAGAUUGACACACGAUGAGACACAAACAUUUGAGCAUUAUUUAAUGAUUUUGUCAUUCUUAAACAUCGUAAACGCUAGUAAAAAACGAACAAUAUAAUGUGGUUAGUUAAAUGAAGUGGGAGGGGGGGGGAGAUCUCGAUAGCUGAGGCGUUAGCGUGCGACUCAAGCAAACGAUUGUAUUUGGUUCAAAACUCGACUGACCCUCCCACGUACGCAGUACUCAUCAUCCAGCUACGAGAAAAGUCAGCUACAAGUCAUUGAAAGCCUUAACAAGGCAGUCCUUGACCGUUCACCGGUUAUCGAACCAUUUAAGAAUAAGAAGUUAAAUGAAGCAAAUAAUAAAAUGAG
Messenger RNA from Anopheles nili, 3865 nucleotides. It is a transcript of the gene Hsc70Cb, whose product is annotated as heat shock 70 kDa protein 4. Lineage: Eukaryota; Metazoa; Arthropoda; Insecta; Diptera; Culicidae. Gene Ontology annotation, cellular component: cytosol; nucleus. The record is from RefSeq and is a predicted model, not a curated record. Gene Ontology annotation, molecular function: ATP-dependent protein folding chaperone; ATP binding. Bases 156 to 2693 code for a protein of 845 amino acids. Gene Ontology annotation, biological process: protein folding. The transcript is spliced from 6 exons.